AAGUUCAUGUUUGGAGGCUCUGUUACAGAUGACGGGAAGUACCUUCUCUUGUAUAUCUCGGAGAGUUGUGACCCAGUUAACAAAGUAUACUACUGCGACAUGUCUGCACUUCCUGAAGGUCUUCAAGGUUUUAGGGGGAAAGAUUUGUUGCUCCCAUUUGUUAAGCUGAUAGAUCAAUUUGAUGCACUGUAUACAGCAAUUGCAAAUGAUGACACAUUGUUUACUUUCCGGACUAAUAAAGGUGCUCCAAGAUACAAAUUAGUCUGUGUUGAUCUAAAGGAACCAAGUAAUUGGAUUGACGUUAUCCCAGAGUCUGAAAAAGAUGUCCUUGAAUCAGCAGAUGCUGUUAAUGGUAAUAAGAUGAUUGUGAGUUAUCUAAGCGAUGUGAAGUAUGUGCUUCAGAUAAGAGAUUUAGAAACAGGUUCAUUUCUGCAUCAGUUACCACUUGACAUUGGGACAGUUUAUGAGAUUACUGCUAGGCGUGAAGAUGAUAUGUUUUUUAUUCAUUUUUCAAGCUUCCUUACUCCUGGUAUUAUAUAUCGGUGCAACUUAGGAGCUGGGGUUCCAGAUAUGAAGAUAUUCCGUGAAAUUUCUGUACCUGGAUUUGAUCGUACAGAAUUUGAUGUCAAUCAGGUUUUUGUCCCCAGUAAAGAUGGUACCAAAAUCCCAAUGUUCAUUGUGGGCAGAAAGAAUGUUGAUUUGGAUGGAUCACACCCUUGUUUAUUAUAUGGAUAUGGUGGAUUUAACAUCAGUAUCACACCAUCAUUCAGUGUUUCUCGCAUUGUACUAGCUAGGCAUUUAGGUGCCUUUUUCUGUAUUGCAAACAUGCGUGGUGGGGGAGAGUAUGGAGAAGAAUGGCAUAAAGCAGGUUCACUUUCCAAGAAGCAAAAUGUAUUUGAUGAUUUCAUUUCUGCUGCAGAAUAUCUCAUAUCAGCUGGCUAUACCCAGCGAAGCAAGUUGUGUAUUGAAGGUGGGAGCAAUGGUGGGCUUCUAAUUGGAGCUUGCAUAAAUCAGAGACCUGAUCUUUUUGGUUGUGCUUUGGCUCAUGUUGGUGUGAUGGACAUGCUACGUUUUCACAAGUUUACCAUAGGCCAUGCAUGGACGUCUGAUUACGGUUGUUCGGACAAUGAAGAAGAAUUCCAUUGGCUAAUCAAGGCAAUGGAGGAAAUGGGAGGGGAGGACGGGUGGGGUGGGGGCUGGGGGAUUGAUGAAGCUGCGGAUCGAUAUGGUUUCAUGGCCAUGGUGUCAGACGCAACUUGGAUCGAAUAGCUGUUUUUUGUUCUGAUGGACUGAUCCACGGUCCAUCUUAGCCGAAUAGAUUUUAAUUAUGUUACUAGUUCAAAAUGCUGUUGAUCGGGAAUUUAUGUGAAUUGUGAACCGAAAAUUCUUGUGAUGGGCUCUCCAGAGUGGAAAACCUAAAUAAAAUAAAGAUAGGAAAAUGAU
Rubroshorea leprosula is the source of this 1443-nucleotide messenger RNA. The record is from the annotation of a GenBank genome assembly. NCBI's taxonomy places the organism in Eukaryota, Viridiplantae, Streptophyta, Magnoliopsida, Malvales, Dipterocarpaceae.